This is a messenger RNA of Antrostomus carolinensis (chuck-will's-widow), 609 nucleotides long. Its product is annotated as fibrillin-2-like. The record is from RefSeq and is a predicted model, not a curated record. Gene Ontology annotation, molecular function: calcium ion binding. Lineage: Eukaryota; Metazoa; Chordata; Aves; Caprimulgiformes; Caprimulgidae. The annotation marks the transcript as partial. The transcript is spliced from 6 exons.
GCCAAAUGUGUGUGGCUCUAGAUUCCAUUCGUACUGUUGCCCUGGAUGGAAAACGCUCCCUGGAGGAAAUCAGUGCAUUGUUCCAAUUUGUAGAAAUAGCUGUGGUGAUGGAUUUUGUUCCCGUCCUAACAUGUGUACUUGUGCAGAUGGACAAAUAUCACCUACUUGUGGAUCAAAAUCCACUGUCUGUGAAAAUGGCUGCCAGAAUGGAGGACGGUGUAUUGGACCUAGUCGCUGUGCAUGUGUCUACGGAUUUACUGGCCCUCAAUGUGAAAGAGGGUGAAAAUUACAGAACAGGCCCGUGUUUCACACAAGUUAGCAACCAGAUGUGUCAGGGCCAACUAACUGGAAUUGUCUGCACAAAAACCCUGUGUUGUGCAACCAUUGGGCGUGCAUGGGGUCACCCCUGUGAAAUGUGCCCUGCUCAGCCUCAGCCGUGCCGUCGUGGCUUCAUCCCUAACAUUCGCACUGGAGCAUGUCAAGAUGUUGAUGAAUGCCAGGCUAUCCCUGGAGUUUGCCAAGGAGGAAACUGUAUUAAUACAGUAGGUUCAUAUGAGUGCAAGUGUCCUACUGGUCACAAACAGAAUGAGGCAACUCAAAAAUGUGAUG